This is a messenger RNA of Sciurus carolinensis (gray squirrel), 936 nucleotides long. RefSeq names its product olfactory receptor 2H2. The transcript has a single exon. NCBI's taxonomy places the organism in Eukaryota, Metazoa, Chordata, Mammalia, Rodentia, Sciuridae. Bases 1 to 936 code for a protein of 311 amino acids. Gene Ontology annotation, molecular function: G protein-coupled receptor activity; olfactory receptor activity. Gene Ontology annotation, biological process: G protein-coupled receptor signaling pathway. Gene Ontology annotation, cellular component: membrane. The record is from RefSeq and is a predicted model, not a curated record.
AUGGUCAACCAAAGCUCCCCAGUGGGAUUCCUCCUCCUGGGCUUCUCUGAACACCCAGGACUGGAAAGGAUUCUCUUUGUGGUUGUCUUAACUUCCUACCUCCUCACCCUGGUGGGCAACACACUCAUUAUCCUGCUGUCUGUGCUGGACCCCAGGCUCCACUCCCCAAUGUACUUUUUCCUCUCCAACCUCUCCUUCUUGGACCUCUGCUUCACCACAAGUUGUGUCCCCCAGAUGCUGGUCAACCUCUGGGGCCCCAAGACCAUCAGCUUCCUGGGCUGCUUCAUCCAGCUCUUCAUCUUCCUGUCCCUGGGAACCACUGAGUGCAUCCUCCUGACAGUGAUGGCCUUUGACCGCUAUGUGGCUGUCUGCCAGCCCCUCCACUAUGCCACCAUCAUGCACCCCCGCCUGUGCCGGCAGCUGGCAGCCAUGGCCUGGAUCAUUGGAUUGGUGGAGUCCGUAGUCCAGACACCAGCCACCCUACACCUGCCCUUCUGCCCCCACCACCAGGUGGAUGAUUUUGUGUGUGAGGUUCCAGCUUUAAUUCGGCUGUCCUGUGGGGACACCACCUACAAUGAGAUCCAGAUGGCUGUGGCCAGUGUCUUCAUCCUGGUGGUGCCUCUCAGCCUCAUCCUUGUCUCUUACGGUGCCAUUACCCAGGCAGUGUUGAGGAUUAACUCUGCAAAGGGGAGGAGGAAAGCUUUUGGGACCUGUUCCUCCCAUCUCAUUGUGGUUACGCUCUUCUACAGCUCAGUCAUUGCUGUCUACCUCCAGCCCAAAAGUCCCUAUGCCCAAGAGAGAGGCAAGUUCUUUGGCCUCUUCUAUGCAGUGGGCACUCCUUCACUUAACCCGCUCAUAUACACCCUGAGGAACAAGGAGGUAAAGAGGGCAUUCAAAAGGUUGCUGGGGAAGGAAGUGGAGCCCAGACAAAGCUGA